AUGGCGCUCUCUUCCUACUGACUCCUUCUUUUUAAAGAGGCGCAGCUGAUGCGACCACCCGCUCGCCUCCUCUUUGUCUCUCUUCCACAUCCGCAUCGAGGAGCACCUUUGAGCGUCGGAAGGAGGAGGAGGCGGAAGGGAGGCAGCGAAGAGGGGGCUAACCGAGGAUGGAGUUCAAGCAUCUGGUGGAGGCGGCCGAGAAGUGGUGCUCGGGGAACCCGUUCGAGCUCAUCUUCGCCGAGGAGGACGAUGAGAGGCGGCUGGACUUCUACGCGGAGCCCGGCGUCUCCUUCUACGUGCUGUGCCCCGGCGGAACCGACACUUUCCACGUGUGGAGCGAAAGUGAGGAUUGCCUACCGUUCUUACAGCUGGCUCAGGAUUACAUCUCAUCCUGCGGCAAGAAGACCCUGCUGGAGGUGCUGCAAAAGGUCUUCACGUCCUUCAGGCCUCUGCUGGGGCUCCCUGACAUAGAAGACGAGACGUUUGAGCACUACCACGCCGACGUGGAGGGCGAGCCGGGACCCGACCAUCAGCAGAUGGGGGUCAGCCAGCAGUGACGAGGAAAGAGGAGGGAGGAAGUCGGCCAGCGAUCCUGGGGGGCCUCACUACUGACACAUACACACACACACACACACACACACACACACA
This is a messenger RNA of Hippocampus comes (tiger tail seahorse), 648 nucleotides long. It is a transcript of the gene mturn, whose product is annotated as maturin, neural progenitor differentiation regulator homolog (Xenopus). The record is from RefSeq and is a predicted model, not a curated record. NCBI's taxonomy places the organism in Eukaryota, Metazoa, Chordata, Actinopteri, Syngnathiformes, Syngnathidae. Gene Ontology annotation, cellular component: cytoplasm. The transcript has 3 exons. Gene Ontology annotation, biological process: regulation of signaling; positive regulation of megakaryocyte differentiation. The coding region runs from base 168 to 557 and encodes 129 amino acids.